Messenger RNA from Drosophila mojavensis, 1426 nucleotides. RefSeq names its product protein roadkill. Lineage: Eukaryota; Metazoa; Arthropoda; Insecta; Diptera; Drosophilidae. The transcript is spliced from 2 exons. Gene Ontology annotation, biological process: regulation of proteolysis; proteasome-mediated ubiquitin-dependent protein catabolic process. Gene Ontology annotation, molecular function: ubiquitin protein ligase binding. Gene Ontology annotation, cellular component: cytoplasm. The record is from RefSeq and is a predicted model, not a curated record. The coding region runs from base 261 to 1358 and encodes 365 amino acids.
UGUAUAUAAAAAAAAAAAAAAAUAAAAUAAAAUUAAAAUGGUAGCAUUCCGGUCUGAUAUCAUUUCAAUAGAUUUUUAGGGUUCUCAGCGAAUGGCUAAAAUAUUGUGAGCGAAUAGAACUCGUCAGAAAGUGAACAAAUUCUGACAGUGCGAAAGCAAAGUCAGCGAAGUUAUAUCUACAGCAGAGAGCCAGACAUUUUGAUUAUUUCCGAAUAAUAUUAAAAAAUAAUAAUAAUAAAAUAAAUAAUAAUAAUAUAAAUAUGUUUCGCAUCUCUGACAAAUUUGAGCAUGAAUCGAACGACUGGUCAACUGUUGAGCCAAAAAUUGUGAAAUUCAAUCAUGUCUGGACAAUCGAAAAUUUUGGCGAAGCUUGGCAAUUGAGAGAGAACUGGGAAUCUAUGGAUUUUCCCAUCGGGGAGCAUGAGAACGAAUUUAAAUGGCGUUUGAAGCUGGCACUCAUCAGGAAGGGGGAUAACGUAUCUGAUUAUUUCCAGCUGUCCGUACACCAGGUCGAACGAUUGUAUUUUCAUGGAGAGGCUAAGGUCACAUGUGCCAUAAUGAAUCAUGAGGAGACGCAACAAAAAAAGUUGUUCAACUUGAGCAGCGAUAAGACAGUUUGCUUUGAGCCCUUCAUAUAUUGCUGCAAACUUUUCAAUGCGGAUAAUAAUUAUUUACCUCACGACAAGUUAACAAUCGCUUGUCAAAUUCGAUUGAUUACGGACGCAGCGUGCACGUGCGGAAAAAUGAAUCCGAUCAAAGUGCCGGACACCAAGGUAGCUGAAGAUUUCGGCAAACUAUUCGAUAAUGAGCAGUACAGUGAUAUUAAGGUUUCAUCAAAUGGCCAUGAGAUAUAUGCACAUAAGAAUAUAUUAUCAGCUCGCAGUCAGUUCUUUGAGACGAUGUUUCAAACGGAUCAGCACUCACGAAAUCGCGUGAUCCUUGACGACGUGGAUCCUCAGGUCUUGAUCGACUUAUUGCGUUUCAUCUACACCGAUCAGACGCCCAAUCUGGAUAAUCUGGCCAUGCAACUGCUCCAAGCGGCUGACAAAUUCAAGCUGGCCAAAUUAAAAGCCUUGUGUGAGAAAUCGCUGUUCACGCAACUCUGCCUAGAUAAUGCAGCUGAAACGCUUAUCUUAUCUGAUCUAUUCAAUGCACUUCAGUUGAAGGCGCGAGCCAUUGAAUAUAUAAACAUGAAUAUGGAUAUGGUAAAAGAGACAGAUGGCUGGCACAAUUUGGCUCGAAACAAUCAUCAAUUGGUAAAUGAUCAUUUUGUUGUCGUUGGUAAUUAUUCCGAUACGUUGUUUGUGCGUUCAGAUAAGGCAAAUUAUAACAAAUAUUCUUGCGAAAAAUGUGGAUGAGCAAAAUAAUUUUUACUUAUUAUUUUUAUACAUAAACUCUUAUGCCUUUAUUAUUAUAUUCCAUUAUA